Molecule: messenger RNA, 1710 nt
Organism: Penicillium brevicompactum
Lineage: Eukaryota; Fungi; Ascomycota; Eurotiomycetes; Eurotiales; Aspergillaceae
Product: CoA-acylating methylmalonate-semialdehyde dehydrogenase
Exons: 4
Coding region: 1-1710 (569 amino acids)
Biological process (GO): L-valine catabolic process; thymine catabolic process
Cellular component (GO): mitochondrion
Molecular function (GO): malonate-semialdehyde dehydrogenase (acetylating, [NAD(P)+]) activity; methylmalonate-semialdehyde dehydrogenase (acylating, NAD+) activity
Source: RefSeq, a predicted model, not a curated record
AUGGCUGCUUGUCGGUCAGUUGCCCGCUCCCUCCCCGCUCUCCGCGCACUUCCCCGCACGCCGACGGUGACCGCCAGGGCUGCACGCUCAGUCCGAUCUAUGACUACUGCGUCUUCCCUCCUCUCCUCCUCUUCCCGUAAAGUAACCAUGGCUCCUUCAUCACUUUCCGCAACCCGUGGUCUGAAGACCACUGCCCACAAGUUUGCUCCUUCAACGACCUCGGCUGUCUCAACCGCUACCGAAUACCCGACUAGCCACAAGAAGAUCACCAACCCAAUCGACACCGCCAAUUUCAUUGACAACCAGUUUGUCUCGUCUAAGGCCGCUACAUGGAUUGACCUCCAUGACCCUGCUACCAACAACCUGGUCACUCGUGUCCCUCAGAGCACAGAUGAGGAGCUAAAGGCCGCCGUGGAGUCGGCCGAGAAGGCCUUCCCCGCCUGGCGGUCAACCAGCAUUAUGGCUCGCCAGCAGAUCCUCUUCAAGUUCACGAGUCUGAUUCGUGAACACUGGGACCGUCUGGCUGCCUCUAUUACCCUCGAGCAGGGUAAGACCUUCGCCGAUGCCCGCGGUGAUGUUCUUCGUGGCUUGCAGGUCGCCGAGACCGCCUGUGGAAUCACUACCCAGAUGACCGGUGAGGUCCUCGAGGUAGCUAAGGAUAUGGAGACCCGAAGCUACCGCGAGCCUCUCGGUGUCGUGGCUGCUAUCUGCCCCUUCAACUUCCCUGCCAUGAUUCCUCUUUGGUGUAUCCCCGUUGCAGUUGCAACUGCUCGCCGCCGAGGCUGGCUUCCCCCUGGUGUUCUCAACAUCAUUCACGGCUCUGCCCGCACCGUUGACUUCAUCCUUGAUGAGCCCGCCAUCAAGGCUAUUAGCUUCGUCGGCAGCAACCGUGCUGGCGAGUACAUUUACUCUCGCGGUUCUGCCAACGGCAAGCGUGUGCAGGCUAACCUCGGCGCUAAGAACCACGCCGCUGUCCUGCCCGACGCCAACAAGAACCAGGCUCUGAACGCUAUUGUUGGUGCUGCCUUCGGUGCUGCCGGUCAGCGCUGCAUGGCAUUGAGCACCUGCGUUAUGGUUGCGGAGACUAAGGAGUGGCUGCCUGAGAUUGCUGAGCGUGCUAAGGCUCUGAACGUCAACGGUGGCUUUGAGGAGGGUGCCGACCUCGGCCCUGUCAUCAGCCCCGAGAGCAAGAAGCGCAUCGAGGACCUCAUUGCCAGUGCCGAGGAGGAGGGUGCCACCAUCCUUCUCGAUGGCCGUGGAUACAAGCCCGAUGGAUACCCCGAUGGCAACUUCGUUGGCCCUACUAUUAUCACCAACGUCACCACCGACAUGAAGUGCUACAAGGAGGAGAUCUUCGGACCCGUCCUUGUAUGCUUGAACGCCGAGACCCUCGACGACGCCAUCAACACAAUCAAUGCCAACGAAUACGGCAACGGUGCCGCCAUCUUCACCCGGUCUGGCUCCACCGCCUCCAAGUUCCAGAAGGAGAUCGAGGCCGGCCAGCUCGGUAUCAACGUGCCCAUCCCUGUCCCUCUCCCCAUGUUCUCCUUCACCGGUAACAAGAAGAGUAUCGCCGGCGGCGGUGCCAACACUUUCUACGGCAAGCCCGGCUUGCAAUUCUAUACCCAGCAGAAGACUGUCACCAGCUUGUGGAAGAGCGAGGAUGCUGUGAGCACCAAGGCUAGCGUUGUUAUGCCUACUCACUCUUGA